AUGGCCGCCUUUGUGAAAGCGAUCAAUGCGAAGAUCAGGUCUCAUCCCGUUCUGAACUAUGUCUGCUCAACGCACUUCUGGGGCCCUGCCUCUAAUUUUGGUAUCCCCAUCGCGGCUGUGAUGGAUACACAGAAGAGUCCUGAACUGAUCUCCGGCAAAAUGACCUUUGCCCUAUGCAUCUACUCGGCUACCUUCAUGCGCUACUCGCUCGCCGUGCAACCCAAGAACUACCUCCUGUUCCUGUGCCACGCCGUCAACGAGACGGCCCAGUUGACGCAGGGUUAUCGCUACCUGAAGUACAACUAUUGGGGCGGCAAGGAGAAGGAGGGACUCGUGAAGGCAGUGGAUGCGGGUAAG
This is a messenger RNA of Neurospora tetrasperma FGSC 2508, 357 nucleotides long. RefSeq lists its product as uncharacterized. Gene Ontology annotation, cellular component: mitochondrial inner membrane. The transcript has 3 exons. The record is from RefSeq and is a predicted model, not a curated record. Gene Ontology annotation, biological process: pyruvate import into mitochondria. The annotation marks the transcript as partial. Lineage: Eukaryota; Fungi; Ascomycota; Sordariomycetes; Sordariales; Sordariaceae.